CAGGCGCACAUGCCAGUAGAGGUAUGGUAUGCUACCAAUGUUUUAGGAUAUUAUUUGUCUGCAAAGCGUUUUGGUUAGUCAAUGUCUCUAUCAAGCUAGCUAAGCAUGUAUCGUAUGGUUGUGGUUUGACGGCAUUUUGAUUGUUCAUGUGAUUUUGCCACGUUGGUAACACGUUGUCAGAGCACGCGCGUUAACUUAGCCAAUGAUGACAGAUACAAUGUUGCUAGUGUUUGCGUCAUGGUAAGACACACAUAUUUGGCAUGUCUACUCUUAAAGGAAAAUACCACUCAAACGAUCUUUUAACAUUUGUUUCAUUAGUUCACGGAUACAGUCCCAACAUGUUUUGCCGAUCAGCGGUCAAGUUUUCAAGAUGUAGAACUUUCCAAAUACAGUAAGCGUCACAAUGAGGUGCAAACAUUUUGGGGUUGUAUCAUCAGUGGACUAAUGUAUUUCCCCUUUAAGUAACGAUGUGAGGUCAUAGUUGCAGAUUCUCUACUUGCGUAUCUAUUUAGCGUUUAAAAAUAAAAUAAUGAAUUAAUGAGCUGGCAGCAUUUUUUGUUUUGUUUGUUGCAGAUAAACUACAAGACCAAGAACAAUGUUUGAAGCGGGGACUUCAAUUAGAAGUAAAACCCAUCGCAAUUAUUGGGGACUGAUCAACAAGUAUAGAUAUUAUAGAUAUUUAUCCCGGAACGCAAUGCUCCUUCAUAAUGUUGAGAAUGCCAGAACACGAAAGAAGCAUCAACAAAAAGAUAAAAUCAGCAAUCCAAGGAAAGGGACAGAGGAAAACAUUGAAAUGCUGGACAAAUUACCUGAGAGACACACCUGUCUAGAAGUUGGUAGCACCCUAAAACCCACAGACUCAUGGACUAAUUUGGUUAAAUGUGGAGUAACCCCUAUUGUACAGGGUUCGCUGAUACCUGCUUUUGGGGACAACAGGGUAGCCAACCGGCAGACUUCAGUAGGCAAAAAGCUGGUUGCGGCUGCUUUAAGUGAACGAUGGGAGGUGGACAGUGGGUUCUUUUCUGAGGCCAGCCCACCAGCUAGUGGACACCGUUCUUCCUGCCACAACAUGUGCCUGACCAAUGUGGUGGCUAUAGACUGUGAGAUGGUUGGCACUGGGCUAGGUGGGCGCACUAGUGAAUUGGCACGCUGUAGCUUGGUGGAUUACCAUGGCAACGUCCUGUACGAUAAGUACAUCCGUCCGUGCCAGCCUGUGACCGACUACAGGACCCGUUGGAGUGGCAUCCAGAGGCACCAUUUACAGAACGCUCUGCCCUUCCCAAAGGAUAUACUACGACUACUGGAGGGGAAAGUAGUGAUUGGCCACGCUCUGUAUAACGACUUCCAGGCCUUAGACUUGACACACCCAGGUCACAUGAUCAGGGACACCAGUGGCACGCGUCUGCUCAGACAACUGGCUGGUUUCUCCACAAAGCGCUGCGUCUCACUCAAGAUCCUGACAAACGGCCUCCUAAACAGGAAAAUACAGGUUGGAAGAAAGGGCCACAGUUCAGUGGAGGAUGCUCUGGCUUCUUUGGACCUGUAUAAACUAGUGGAGAGGGAGUGGGAACAGGACAUACGAGACAGAAUGAGGGACUGGGACAUAGGCACUCUCCCAGACCCCGCUACCUCAAACCACUACAUGCAGGACCAAUACUGGCCAGAGGACUUGACUGAGGACAGUCGGUGAGGAGGCUGGAGGACAGUCGGUGAGGAUAGUACUAGGCCAAGGGUAAUAAGUCAAAUGAUUAAGGUUGCCAAGCCUGGCAGUAUGGUUCAGUCAGUAACAAGUGUUUUUCUGACUGGUUAUUAACUCAAUCAUCCAAGCUAGGAGGGGUUGUCUCUUCAGCCAUUUGGUGCAGCCUGCAGCGUUCAGCCCGGCAGCCGCUGGGGACAACAGGUAGGUGUGUGUGUACGAGGUGUGUGUGUGUGUACGAGGUGUGUGUGUGUGUACGAGGUGUGUGUGUGUGUACGAGGUGUGUGUGUGUGUACGAGGUGUGUGUGUGUGU
Oncorhynchus gorbuscha (pink salmon) is the source of this 2009-nucleotide messenger RNA. Its product is annotated as apoptosis-enhancing nuclease-like. Gene Ontology annotation, molecular function: exonuclease activity; nucleic acid binding. Lineage: Eukaryota; Metazoa; Chordata; Actinopteri; Salmoniformes; Salmonidae. Gene Ontology annotation, cellular component: nucleus. The record is from RefSeq and is a predicted model, not a curated record.